This is a messenger RNA of Sordaria macrospora k-hell, 1395 nucleotides long. RefSeq lists its product as uncharacterized. Lineage: Eukaryota; Fungi; Ascomycota; Sordariomycetes; Sordariales; Sordariaceae. The record is from RefSeq and is a predicted model, not a curated record.
AUGAAGCUGACACCCAUCAAAAUCAGAGGCCGCCACGGCCGCAAACAACCAUGGCAACCUCCCAAUCCCGAGCGCUUCAAGCGCAAGCACCUGGAUGGUGAUGAUGGUGAUGAGGAAUUCGACGAGGAGACUGGUGUCAUUCCCAGCCAAGUCGACCAAAAUGGUGUUAGACGCCGACGACGCGUCAAGACGAGAAAGCCGGCGGCGCCCAUUGAGCAGCUGCCGCCUGAAAUUCUUGAGCGUAUCUUCUCCAUGUCCGAGAACCUCAACUUUCCAAGGAGUAGUCUUCGCAUUGGCUACAUGCUUUCAGCCAGGACCUUCCUUUUGCAGCUGAUUGUUGAUGCCUUCUCUCCUACGUGGGAUAUGUGGUUUGGCUGUCCCAGGAAGGAUAUCCAGUCGUAUCGAGGCUAUGAGAAGGAUGAUGAGAGAAUGCCUGGUAAUCCAGACUUUCAGACCGCCAUCCUCUCCUCCAAAUGGCUCACCCUCUCCCUGAUCCUCCACGCCCAACAAGUCUGGAUCCGACGUCAACAGAACGGCUCUUCUAUCUCUGCUUCACGUCCCUUCAUCCACACCGAGAACUGGCUCACGCUCGGCCCCACGGAGCGCAUGGAACUUGACCGGCACCUCAUACAAGGUCCCGGCCCCGAUGAGAUCCAAGACUACACCAUGGACGACAUCCAAGACAGCUACCCGCACCGCCCUCACCACCGCCUGCACUUUGACGGUGAAUUCUUCGGGGACUCCUCCGGCCGGGGCUCUUCUUCUUCCUCGUCCCAGUCUAACAACAACAAGCUGGACAUGGAAAUCUGCUUCAAAGCCGAUUGGGAAUGGUUCACCCUCAUUCUGAACAAGUUCGACCCCUAUGGAGCUCUCUAUAGCAGAGAAAACCGCGCCUUGCGCACGGGGUAUUGGGAUAUUCACCCGGCGACCAAGAUUCCGAAUCAUUUGUUGGCAAACCCGGUUGCGAGCUGGGACUCGGUUAAGCUGUUGUAUUGGUUGGUCAGAGGUGGUGCGACGUUGUCGAGAGAGCAAACCUGGGAACUCACAAAACUCGGCUACGAGCGCCUAAUGUCCCACCCCGACGGUCCCUCAAAGCCUUACAUCCCCCCAAACCCACAAUCACCAGAAGAAGAACGAUCCCAAGAAUACGAACGUGAACAAAUGUCCCUCGCGGUCCUCCGCCUCUUCUCCACCCUGCGUGUCUUUUGCCCGGGACAUUGGCCCACCUAUCUCAUGAUGGAGAAGAUGGAAGAGGUCAGCAGGGAGCGGCAGACGCGCACCAAGUAUUCGGAUUCGCAGAAGCCGGGGUAUGAGCUGUGGAAGUGUGCGCAGAUGGUUUUGAGGCAUUGGAUGAUGCAGAGGUACGAGGAGCGGGGGGAGAGGGUUGAUGUUUAA